AUGAUACCUCCUAGUGAUGGUUUUGACGAGUUGCCACUCUCUAUUUUUGCAUAUGGUCUCUCUACGCCAAACACACUUAUUGAGGAAUUUGUAGCUGAUCUUCAAGACCAGCCGGUUGACAGCCUGGUGCGCUUGUUCCCUGCGGCCUUAUCGGCCGAGGGCAGUGGUGGGGGUGUUAUCUACCACCAAAGCUUUCAUCGCGUCGCGAUCUUCAUGCAUCUUGAUGACUGGGGCUACGGGUUUCCAGUUGAGGAUCAUCCAGACGUUUGGAACCCACUAGAGACACUGCUCUCUCACUGGAUCGACCUUAUUCAUAUCGGAAAAGUUGUGGCUUCGCCUCAUCAAGAGCCAGCUCUAUUCGACUUCGAGAAGCUCGGGCCCUGGGAGUGGCGACCCUAUAGCGAAGCCCAGGUUACUACUUGUGUCGACGCGUGGGAUCGGCUGUGUCAGGCCAUCGAGGCGCGCAUCUCGCAGCUGUCAAACCCACCAUCACUGAUCAGCCCCAUUUCCGGGACUGAUGCGGACAAUCCAGAGCCGCUGGUCGCGUCAACCGUCCUGGACGCCGCUUCGGUGCCCGAUCCUUCCUUUGCGUGUUCGUUUCUGACGCACGCGAGACGGCCUUGGUUCCACUACAUCGCUCCGGGCCUUCUUUUGCCCCCAGCUGACUCGUCUGGGUCCACCGACACGCACACACCGUCUCGCGUCUCUGCAGGACUGUAUACUGCGGCAGUGGAGAGAAACGGUCUUGACACGGCCGAGGAGGGAUUUCAGCUGUUGCUCCCGUUCACCUUCAAUGCUGGUCGGGGCAGGAGCGUAGGUGCACGAAGAAGCGAUGGGGGGCUUGUUGAUAGGGAAAGCGUUGCAGACCUCUUUCAGCAUGGAUUCAAGCCUUUUGGUGGUGACCACUACCGCCCUCAGCGGCUGGAGCGUUUGUUGGAUUGCUGGCGCAAGCUGGUUGAAGAAGGCGUCUGGUCUGUUGGGCCGGAAGGGGUAGAAGGUACUAUCAAUACCUUCAGAGAUGCUGAGUCGGAUCGUUGGGAGGAUUAUUAUAUCCCUCUCACAUUGUAG
This is a messenger RNA of Talaromyces atroroseus, 1068 nucleotides long. RefSeq lists its product as hypothetical. The transcript has 2 exons. The record is from RefSeq and is a predicted model, not a curated record. NCBI's taxonomy places the organism in Eukaryota, Fungi, Ascomycota, Eurotiomycetes, Eurotiales, Trichocomaceae. The coding region runs from base 1 to 1068 and encodes 355 amino acids.